Caenorhabditis briggsae is the source of this 3060-nucleotide messenger RNA. NCBI's taxonomy places the organism in Eukaryota, Metazoa, Nematoda, Chromadorea, Rhabditida, Rhabditidae. The record is from RefSeq and is a predicted model, not a curated record. Bases 1 to 3060 code for a protein of 1019 amino acids. The transcript has 23 exons. Gene Ontology annotation, cellular component: membrane.
AUGGCCAACGACGACUUCUUUGAAAAUUGUACUCAUCGAUUUUCAAUUGAACAUGUUUACAAGAACUGUACAAACACAACCAAUCAAUGUGAGCUUAUCCAGGAUCUCUACUCGGCUAGGAUGGUUUUCCAUUGGUUGAAUCUGUAUUUGUCCACUUUCUGUUUUGUGGUUUCAGCAGUUUUGAACAUUUAUUGCUUGAUCACAACGGUGUAUAUUUUUUACUAUUUGAGUGAUGAAAUGCGAAAACAUUACGUUUUCGUUCUCAGUCGAUUACUCUCUUCUAUUUUUGCUGUUGUUUCUCUUUUGAUAAUGGAGAAAGUUUUAUAUCUUGAAACUUCUCCAGUAUCUUUCACUUUUUAUGCUAUCGGAUUCUCAAUUUACAAUUUUAGCAUGGACAGUUUGUUAUUGUCCUAUAUAAUGAUCUCCUUGAUAACCUAUUUUGGUGUGGUGCAUCCUGUAUUCUACCAUAACAAAAUCACACUUCGUUCCCUUUAUAUUACGCUAGGAUCCGUUUGGAUUGUAUCCUUAUCAAUUGCGAUCCCUUUGGGCCUCUAUCAAGCAGCUAGUAAUGCUCCAGGACCCAUUCAAUGUGAUCUCCAUUAUUGUGCAAAAGUUGUGGAGUGGAUAACUUUUUCAUUUGUUUGCUUAGCUUUAUCAUUGACUAUCCUGCUGACUGGAUUUGUUUUGAAUGGCAUCGAAGUUCCAGAAGUGACAGCUCGCGCUCGUAUCCGGUUGACCUGGACAUUUUUCGCUUUGAUUAUUUUCAGUAUAGUGGAAUUGUUUCCAGAAGGAAUCAUCAUUGGAUUAGACCAGAAUGACUUGAACACAUGUGAAAAUUUUUAUAUAGCUGAUAAACUGUUAAUACAAACGAUAAUUUCUUCUUUGGAGACUUUUGUGGGAUCCAUUGUAUUUAUGGCCGACCCAAUAAUGAAUAUGUUUUUCGAUAAAAACAUAUCUCGAACCGUAAAGCUACAGCACAAAUAUGAGCAAUGUGGAAAUGCAACGGAUCCAUGUGGGCUGAUAGAGGACAUGUCCACAUGUCAUACAAUUCGGAAAUGGAUGGGUUUUUAUAUUCCAUCUGUGAUCUGUUUUCUGGCCGUUUUAAUAGAUUUAUACUGUUUGUUUAUAACUAUUCUGCUGCUACGGACCCUCAAUGAACAAACAAAAAAAAGAUAUGUUUUCGUGGUGGUUCGUUUGUCAUCUGCUAUUCUCGUGGCUCUGUGCAUAGUGAUUAUUCAAUCGACCGAUUUUUUCGAUGCACCGUUUCAAGACUCAUUUGCCUUUUAUGCAAUAUUUUUUGUUGUCUACGAUUUUAGUAUUUUCAGUUUAUUGGGAUCCUUCACCGGAGUAGCUGUCAUAACAUAUUUUGGAGUGAUGCGCCCGUUAUUCUACAGGGAUCGAUUGACUGUAAAAGUCAUGUAUUUGUUGGCAGUAGGAAUUUGUAUUUUUGCAGCUUGUGUUUCGAUACCAAUGGGGUUGUUCCAAGCAGCAGACGCCGUAGAUGGACCAAUCAGUUGUGAUAGUUCCAGCUGUCAAAUUAUUGUCAAAUGGUUGUUGUUUAGUGUGUCUUGUAUUAUCCUCAUUGGUGCCACCUCAACUCUCUUAUUCGUUACCGUAUCCCUCUAUUGGCACAGUUACAAAUCCAGGAAAAUGGGAAAUAUAACAUCAUCUCCAUCGGAACACGGAAGAGCUCGAUUGGCUUGGACAUGUGCGGUUUUGAUUAUUUUGAGCUCUGUGGAGCUGAUCCCAACUGGACUCUUAUUGGCUUAUGGCAACUUGUCGACAUCGGAUGAUUGUGAUGAUUUCUAUAGAGCUGAUCAGUUGAUAGUGCCAACUGUCAUAUCGUGUACCGAAACUGUUUUAGGAGAAAUUCUCAUUGACACCCUUUUUUUCUACCCCAAAAUGACUCACCGACCAGCUUCGAUUUUUGCAAACUGUUCCAGAUAUUAUGGUGAAUUAGAAGAUGUAUUCCAAGUUUGUGUCAAUUCAACUAAUCCGUGUCAAUCUAUGGAGAGAAUAGAAACAGCCAUAACAAUUUCAAAUGUGGAUUACUACUCAUCGCUGGUUCUGUUCUCUAUAGCUGGUCUUAUGAAUAUCUAUUGUCUUUUCGUACUUGUACCACUUUAUCGAAAAUUACAAAACGAUUCGAAAAAGAAGUAUAUAUUUCUUAUCACUAGAUGUAUAGCUGGAUUAAUUGCUGCAUGUGCGUGGCUUCUGAUUCAGUGUAUUUAUCUGAAAUCCAUUGCUCCAGCGAAUGGAAUUGUUCCUGGAUAUGUGUUGGCAUUGGUUUUGUAUAUUGGAAGUAUCUAUGUUUUAUUAGGUUCCUAUGUCUCAAUGGCUGGUAUACUGUACCUUGGAGUUUUGAAACCGGCCAUGUUCAAUCAGUAUCUCACUUUACGAGUUGUGUAUAUAGCGAUCCCUCUUGCCAUAUUUCAAGCCUCAAUUGCCAUUCCAGUCAGUAUUAAAUGCACUGACAAAUCAUGCAAUCCACUGGUAACUCUUAUUCAUUUCUUUCUCGUUACUGGAUCUCUUGUAAUAGCCAACAUCAUCCUUUCAUUUGUUCUGAUCUCUCUUCUACGACAUCGAAAAGUGUUCAUGAAACUGGACACCGAAUCCAAUGCCUCUCUAAACUCAGCAAUACGUCUUCUAGCUUGGACACUUUUUGCCGUAAUCCUGAUUUCUAUAGGAGAAGUGAUCCCUUUUGUUUUCAUGGAGAUUAGAAGGCAUGCCGGCACAAUAACCGGAUGUUACUGGUUCUACCAUGCCAGUGAAAUCAUCAGUGAAGCGUCAUUCGCCCUAAUUGAAUCCUCCAUCUGGAGUGUUGCCUUGAUUAUGGACCCACUUAUAAAUGUGAUCUUGGAUAAGACGGUGUCAAGGCAAGCGAAAAACCAGGUCCGAUCUAUAAAAAAUCAGUGUUUUCGACUAGCCCAAGCAAUAACUGGACAUUUUUCCCGGAAAAAGAAAAUAGAGGAAGAAAAAGAAAAAGAAGAAGAAGUCUGCCAAAUAACACAGACCGAGUUGAAUUUUCCACCUCGUCUAGAACAAUUAAUAAACAUUUAA